GGACUUUUGUCCAAAUCCAUCGUGUUGCGCUCUCAGGCUCUCACCACAUAAUUUUCCCCUUCCCUUCCCCUUCCCAUCUCUCUCUCUCUCUCUCUCUCUCUCUCUGCGUGUUCAUCAAAAUUAAAACCAGACCAACAUAUACAUACACAUACACAUACACAUACAUAGAUUAUAUAGAUAUAGAGAGAGAGAGAGAUAGAGAGAGAGAUUACGUAAAAACGGAACAAUGAAGCAUCCGAACUUACCCUCACCAUCAUCAUCUGAGGCCGUCUCAUCGUCAUCGGACCAAUCACAGCCGUCCGUACACAUGACGUCAUCGCCGUCCUCGUCGUCGACGACUCAAUUGGAGAAACCCUCGGCGGUGGUGUCAGCGCCGGCGGCGGAGGAUCCGGCGGUGUCUCGAGAUGCAACCGGAGGCCAAGAGUCGGUGACGGUAGAGCGGCACGGCGAGUUUGCGGCGGUGUGUAAAUGGAGCAUCUUCAAUUUCCCCAAAGUUAAAGCUAGGGCACUGUGGAGCAAGUACUUCGAAGUCGGAGGCUACGAUUGUCGCCUCUUGGUUUACCCUAAAGGCGACUCUCAAGCUCUUCCUGGUUACAUCUCAAUCUACCUCCAAAUCAUGGACCCUAGAGGCACCUCUUCUUCCAAAUGGGACUGCUUCGCUAGCUAUCGUCUCGCCGUUGUCAAUCCCCUCGACAAAUCCAAAUCGAUUCAUAGGGAUUCUUGGCACCGCUUCUCUAGCAAGAAGAAGUCUCAUGGUUGGUGUGAUUUCACUCCCUCUGCCUCGAUUCUUGACCCUAAAUCUGGUUUUUUGUUGAAUAAUGAUUCAAUUCUUAUUACUGCUGAUAUACUCGUAUUGAAUGAAUCGGUAAACUUUUCCCGUGAUAACAUUGAAAUACAAUCCAAUUCGAUGACCUCGUCGUCGGUUGUGAGUGGACCGGUUGGUGAUGUUUUGAGUGGAAAAUUCACUUGGAAGGUUCAUAAUUUUAGUUUAUUUAAGGAGAUGAUUAAGACCCAGAAGAUAAUGAGCCCGGCAUUCCCGGCUGGAGAGUGUAAUUUACGGAUUAGUGUUUACCAGAGUUCAGUUAAUGGGGUUGAUUACUUGUCUAUGUGUUUGGAGAGUAAGGAUACUGAGAAGACUCUGGUUUCGGAUCGCAGUUGUUGGUGUUUGUUUCGAAUGUCAGCAUUGAAUCAAAAGCCAGGGUUGAAUCACAUGCACAGGGACUCUUACGGGCGGUUUGCAGCGGAUAAUAAAAGUGGUGACAAUACGAGUUUGGGGUGGAAUGAUUACAUGAAGAUGUCAGAUUUUAUUGGGCCAGAGUCGGGGUUUUUGGUGGACGAUAUGGCAGUGUUCAGUACGUCAUUCCAUGUGAUUAAGGAGCUUAGUAGCUUUUCAAAAAAUGGGGGGUUGAUUGGGUUUAGGAGUGGAAGUGGCCUGAAGAAGUCUGAUGGGCACAUGGGAAAAUUCACUUGGAGAAUUGAGAAUUUCACACGGUUGAAGGACCUUCUGAAGAAGAGGAAGAUUACUGGUCUUUGCAUCAAGAGCAGGAGGUUUCAAAUAGGGAAUCGAGAUUGUCGCCUUAUUGUUUACCCCAGAGGGCAGUCUCAACCACCAUGCCACCUUUCGGUAUUUCUUGAAGUCACGGAUUCACGAAAUACUUCCAGUGAUUGGAGUUGUUUUGUGAGCCAUCGACUGUCGGUAGUGAACCAAAGGAUGGAGGAAAAGUCUGUUACAAAGGAGUCUCAGAACCGUUACUCUAAAGCUGCAAAAGAUUGGGGUUGGCGUGAAUUUGUGACACUGACUAGCCUCUUCGAUCAAGAUUCUGGAUUUCUCGUUCAGGAUACAGUUAUAUUCUCUGCGGAAGUUCUCAUUUUGAAAGAGACAUCCAUAAUGCAGGAUUUCACUGAUCAGGAUACUGAGUCGUGCAGUGCUGGUUCCCAGGUUGCUGGGAAAAGGAGUUCAUUUACAUGGAAAGUGGAGAACUUCCUCUCCUUUAAAGAAAUAAUGGAGACCCGAAAAAUCUUUAGCAAAUUCUUCCAAGCUGGUGGAUGUGAGCUUCGGAUUGGUGUGUAUGAGUCCUUUGACACUAUAUGUAUAUAUCUAGAGAGUGAUCAAUCAGUUGGCACUGAUCCGGAUAAAAACUUUUGGGUCAGAUACCGGAUGGCUGUAAUGAAUCAAAAAAAUCCUGCCAAGACUGUAUGGAAAGAGUCUUCUAUUUGUACAAAAACAUGGAAUAAUUCUGUGCUUCAAUUCAUGAAGGUGUCGGAUAUGCUUGAAGCAGAUGCAGGUUUCCUUUUACGUGACUCAGUUGUCUUUGUUUGUGAAAUCUUGGACUGCUGCCCAUGGUUUGAGUUUUCAGAUCUAGAGGUUUUGGCUUCUGAGGAUGAUCAGGAUGCACUGACAACUGACCCUGAUGAACUCAUUGAUUCUGAGGAUAGUGAAGGGAUAAGCGGAGAUGAAGAAGACAUCUUUAGAAAUCUUCUUUCUAGAGCAGGGUUUCACCUCACAUAUGGAGACAAUCCUUCACAGCCACAGGUCACUUUAAGAGAAAAGCUUCUCAUGGAUGCUGGUGCAAUAGCUGGUUUUCUGACUGGACUUCGUGUUUAUCUUGAUGACCCUGCUAAAGUAAAGCGCUUGCUUCUUCCAACCAAACUUUCUGGUGGUAAUGAUGGCAAGAAGGUCACCAAGAACGAUGAAUCUUCCCCCAGCCUGAUGAAUUUGUUGAUGGGAGUCAAAGUGCUGCAGCAGGCAAUCAUUGAUCUACUCUUAGACAUAAUGGUUGAAUGUUGCCAACCUUCAGAAGAAAGUUCUAAUGAUGAUUCCUCAGAUGCAAACUUCAAGCCUUCUCCAGAUGGCAGUGGAACUAUCAGUCCACUGGAAUCUGACAGGGAAAAUGGAGCAAUAGAAUCUUCAUCUCUCCACAUACAUGAUAGAUUGGAUUCUGGGAUAGAUAAAGGCACAAAUACAUCUGCUGUACAAAGUUCUGACAUGAAUGGGAUGGUUAUGCCUGAUAAAACUGUUCCUGGACUACCUAUUUGUCCACCCGAGACGUCUGCUGGUUCUUCAGAAAAUGCUUCCUUCCGGUCUAAGACCAAAUGGCCAGAGCAGUCUGAGGAGCUCCUGGGGUUGAUUGUGAACUCACUAAGGGCACUAGAUGGAGCUGUUCCACAAGGUUGUCCUGAGCCAAGAAGGCGGCCCCAAUCUGCACAAAAGAUUUCUCUUGUAUUGGAUAAAGCUCCUAAGCAUCUGCAGCCGGACUUGGUUGCGUUGGUACCCAAAUUAGUUGACCAUUCAGAGCAUCCACUUGCUGCUCGUGCACUUCUAGAUCGAGUUCAAAGGCCUGAUGCAGAACCUGCACUACGAGUACCUGUUUUUGGUGCUCUUAGCCAGUUGGAAUGUAGCGCUGACGUGUGGGUACGCGUUCUUUUUCAAUCUUUUGAACUUUUGGCUGAUUCAAACGAUGAACCUCUAGCAGCAACUGUGGAUUUUAUUUUUAAGGCCGCAUUGCAGUGCCAACAUCUUCCACAAGCGGUUAGAUCUGUUCGUGUUAGGCUAAAAGAUUUGGGUGCUCAGGUGUCCCCCUGUGUUCUUGAUUAUUUAAGUAGAAUGGUAAAUAGUUGUGCAGAUGUUGCUGAAGCUAUUUUAAGAGACAUUGAUUGUGACGAUGACUUAGGUGACAAUGGUCCUGCAAUUCCCAGCGGGCUCUUCAUAUUUGGUGAAAAUGGGCCUACUUCUGAAAGAUUGCAUGCAGUGGAUGAGCAUGCUUAUUGUGCUAGUAGUUAUUUUUCCGAUAUAUAUAUUUUGAUUGAAAUGUUAUCUAUUCCCUGCGUUGCUGUUGAAGCUUCCCAAACUUUUGAGAGGGCUGUAGCUCGAGGGGCAAUAAUGGCACAAUCAGUAGCCAUGGUCUUAGAAAGACGCCUUGCUCGGAGAUUAAAUUUUACUUCGCAAUUUGUUGCUGACAAUUUUCAGCAUGCAGAUGUUGUUAUAGAGGGAGAAACCAUCGAGCAGUUGAGAGCUCAGAGAGAUGACUUCACUUCUGUUCUUGGUCUUGCUGAGACAUUGGUCCUUUCUAGAGACCCCCGUGUGAGAAGCUUUGUGAAGAUGCUUUAUACAAUAUUGUUUAAAUGGUAUGCUGACGAGUCUUAUCGACUGAGGAUGCUGAAGAGACUUGUUGACCGCGCCACCAGCACGACAGAUAGUAGCCAUGAGGUAGAUUUAGAUUUAGAAAUUCUGGUAAUUUUGAUAUGCGAGGAGCAAGACAUUGUUAGACCAGUUCUGACCAUGAUGAGGGAGGUUGCUGAACUUGCCAAUGUUGAUCGGGCAGCUCUUUGGCAUCAGUUAUGUGCCAGUGAAGACGAGAUUAUCCGUUUUCGUGAAGAAAGAAAAGCUGAGAUCUCCAGUAUGGCUAAAGAAAAGGCUACCAUAUCACAGAGGCUGAGUGAAUCUGAGGCUACUACCAACCGUCUUAAGUCUGAAAUGAAGGCUGAGAUGGAUCGUUCUAGUCGGGAAAGAAGGGAGCUUUCUGAGCAGAUAGAAGAAAUUGAGAGUCAACUUGAAUGGCUUCGCUCAGAACGGGAUGAUGAAAUUGGAAAGCUCACUGCUGAGAAGAAAGUUCUUCAGGAUCGUCUACAUGAUGCAGAGACACAACUUUCUCAACUGAAGUCCCGAAAACGUGAUGAAUUGAAGAAAAUAGUGAAGGAGAAGAAUGCGCUUGCUGAACGGUUGAAGAGUGCUGAGGCUGCACGGAAAAGGUUUGAUGAAGAACUGAAGCGCUAUGCAACAGAAAAUGUGACCCGAGAGGAAAUUAGGCAGUCCCUUGAGGAUGAAGUUCGACGGUUGACACAUACAGUUGGCCAAACUGAAGGGGAAAAACGUGAGAAGGAAGAACAGGUUGCUCGAUGCGAAGCAUACAUUGAUGGGAUGGAAGCCAAGUUGCAGGCUUGCCAGCAAUACAUUCAUAGCCUGGAGGCUUCACUACAGGAAGAAAUGUCGCGACAUGCCCCUCUAUAUGGUGCCGGCUUGGAAGCUCUAUCCAUGAAGGAGUUGGAGACGUUGUCACGUAUCCACGAAGAAGGGCUGAGGCAGAUCCAUGCCCUCCAACAGCGUAAAGGGAGUCCAGCUGGAAGUCCUCUUAUGAGCCCCCACACCACCCUCCCACAUUCUCAUGGGUUGUAUGCUGCUGUUACGCCACCACCUCCAAUGGCCGUUGGAUUGCCCCCUUCUCUCAUCCCAAAUGGAGGUGGGGUCCACAGCAAUGGGCACGUGAAUGGUGGUGCUGCAGUUGGCCCCUGGUUCAACAACCAUACUUGAAACCCCCACAAGGCUGGAUGUUCACUUUUGUCGAGGUAGGUGACAUCGCUCUCAUUUUCUCACUGGUCUCCUCCUUUCGCCUAUUGGGGAGCUCUCGGUGUUGUCUCAAUAUAAAAGGUUUUUUUUUAAAUAUUAUUUUUGAGUUUUUUUUUUUUUUUGGGUGGCAUUUUGGCUGGUAGGGCUGUUGGAACAAAUGGUGGGAAAAAGAAAUAAUGUAGAGUUUGAUAGAUGGAAUGAAUGGGAAUGAGUAAGUGAGUCCAAUAGAAUUAACAGUUGUAAAUGCCAUACUUAUAUCAAUUUUUCCCCUUAAUAUUAAUUCAAGGCGUUGAGAAAA
Messenger RNA from Camellia sinensis, 5642 nucleotides. RefSeq lists its product as uncharacterized. Lineage: Eukaryota; Viridiplantae; Streptophyta; Magnoliopsida; Ericales; Theaceae. Gene Ontology annotation, molecular function: protein binding. The record is from RefSeq and is a predicted model, not a curated record.